Molecule: messenger RNA, 1431 nt
Organism: Capsicum annuum
Lineage: Eukaryota; Viridiplantae; Streptophyta; Magnoliopsida; Solanales; Solanaceae
Product: ATP-dependent DNA helicase DDM1-like
Exons: 3
Coding region: 731-1168 (145 amino acids)
Biological process (GO): lymphocyte proliferation; DNA methylation-dependent constitutive heterochromatin formation; negative regulation of gene expression via chromosomal CpG island methylation
Cellular component (GO): nucleus; pericentric heterochromatin
Molecular function (GO): chromatin binding
Source: RefSeq, a predicted model, not a curated record
GGAAGCUCUUGAAAUUCGUUUGGACUUGGUGAAAAUCAGAACAUAAUGGAAGUAUCAUUAUAGGCAGUAUCAAUUAGUCAGGAUUAAUGUUUAGUCAUUUUUGGUACCUUUCAUUAGGUCUUGUGUUUGACAGGCUUCUUUAGUUGGAUAGAGUGUUCAGAGAAGAGGCAAGUGUUAGAUUUAGAAAAUCCCUAAUUAUCGAGUGUUAGAAUUAUAUGAUCCCAAAUAGUGGAAAGGAUAUUGAAGAUUUACCUAGCCGAAGCCUACAAGCUUCGUAUUGAAACAUAAUUUUUAUUAUGCUUUUGUGAUAUUAAUAAACUGCAAAUGCAUGCAUUAUUUAGGACUUCCAGAAAAUGGUAUGAUUUUAGCAUAAAGAAGCAAUGAUUUAAGUUUCGAGUAUGUAUAAUCAGCUGGCUUAUGUUUGCAGGUGGGUGGUUAGGGAACUACUGAAUUUAUGACCCGUUCCAUCCUUUUAUUGAUAUGAUAUUCUGUGGUCAUACGCCACUUAAAUGGAGUUCGUUCGAAACAAAGUAGUCACAAACUUUUACUGCGUGUUGCCUUGUCUCUUCAUGUAGCCAUCACUUCAUCGAUAUGUUGUGCCCGAAUCCACUUCAGAAGCAGCAAAUCCACAUUUAUUUCCGAUAGAUUGUUCUUUGACUAACUAUAUUUGGUACUUCAUACUGUAGUCAGAUCACUCAGUAACUUGCUCUUCUGCUUUCAGAAUCCGCAAAUGGAUCUACAGGCUAUGGAUCGGUGUCAUAGAAUAGGUCAGACAAAACCUGUUCAUGUUUACAGGCUUUCUACUGCUCUCUCUGUGGAGGGUCGAAUGCUCAAAAGAGCUUUCAGCAAGUUGAAGCUUGAGCACGUGGUGAUUGGAAAAGGACAGUUUAAGCAAGAAAGAAGUAAACCUGCUACAGAUACUAUGGAGGAAGAGGACUUGAUGGCGCUUUUGAGAGAUGAUGAUAGCGAAGAGGACAAGUUGAUGCAGACAGAUAUUAGUGAUGAGGAUCUACAGAGGGUUUUAGACCGUAGUGAUUUAGUUGCUGGUCCUCCAAAUGAAGAUGUAAGCGGUGAAUCAAGUGUAAAUGUCCUUCCACUUAAAGGACCCGGUUGGGAAGUUGUUAUUCCUACUGAAAGUGCAGGGAUGCUUUCUACUCUCAACAGCUGAUAAAGGGGCUCAUUGGCAUGGUUCAUUUGCUGAAAUUAGAUGUUUUUGGGAGCUAAGCAACGUUGGUUAUUUUGUAAUCUAUUUUUUGCAAAUUUAUGGUCUUGGAGCACCUAGUUGCCGAUUGGCAUCUCACUGCAAGUCUGCAAUGUCUUUUUGGUAACACUAGAACUUAGCAGCAUUUUGUAAAUCUUUAUGAAGUUUGCAGAAUUGUUUAUUUUAAAUUGACCAGAGCUAAGUUAGUUCCAUGUGUUUUCGCUUGCUAA